This is a messenger RNA of Hypoxylon fragiforme, 507 nucleotides long. RefSeq names its product glutathione peroxidase. Gene Ontology annotation, biological process: response to oxidative stress. Bases 1 to 507 code for a protein of 168 amino acids. Gene Ontology annotation, molecular function: glutathione peroxidase activity. The record is from RefSeq and is a predicted model, not a curated record. The transcript has 2 exons. Lineage: Eukaryota; Fungi; Ascomycota; Sordariomycetes; Xylariales; Hypoxylaceae.
AUGGCAUCUGCUACUACCUUUUACGACUUCAAGCCCAAAGACAAAAAGGGCGUUGAAAAGUCCAUGGCUGACUACAAGGGCAAAGUCGUCCUAGCCGUCAACACCGCCUCCAAAUGCGGCUUCACGCCCCAGUACGCCGGCCUAGAGAAGCUGUACAAGGACGUGACGGCGAAGCACCCGGACGACUUCGUCAUCCUCGGCUUCCCCUGCAACCAGUUCGGCGGUCAGGAGCCCGGCACCGACGACGACAUCCAGAGCUUCUGCCAGCUCAACUACGGCGUCACCUUCCCCAUCAUGGGCAAGACCGACGUCAACGGCGACAACGCCGACCCCCUGUUCGAGUGGAUGAAGGCAGAGAAGCCUGGCCUCCUCGGCAUGAAGCGCGUCAAGUGGAACUUUGAGAAGUUCCUCAUCGGAAAGGAUGGCAAGGUCAAGGAGCGCUGGGCUAGCACUACGAAGCCGGAGAGCCUGGAGAAGGCUAUCUUGGAGGAGAUCGAGAGGGCGUAA